AAUCAAUACUCUUUCCAGAAAACCAAUCCUUUUUCUAUAGCUCACAAUAUUAAUAUUUUUUCAAGAACACAUCCAGGCAUUUCUAGGAAUCUGAUAUUUAUGUUUUGCCUUGAUCGUAUUCGCUCCACCAUAACGACAAUAAUCAGUAUAUUUCGUAUCACCGGGAUGAAUCACUAAGAUACGAGGUCCGCUUCAUGAUAAAUGAAUUCGAACGUAAACCCGAAGUGUUAUUUCUUCCGAUUAAGUAGCGAUAAACACAACUCCCAGCUGUUGUGAGUUAUAAUUGCGAAAAUAUGGCAGAAAUUUCGAUAUUGCGAUUCCCCAUCUUAGGAAAGGAAAAUGAGUACUUUUUGUUAGAGGUGUCUUCGAAUGGGUCUCGGCCGCUCGAUCUGAAGCUGGUCGGUUCGGAGAGCACAGCUGUAUUCGUGACGAAAUUACGUCAUAAGAGGGUUGGCGAUUACAAGGCACAAAAUGAUCAUUGCUCUCCCGAAGAGUGGGAAGAGAUCCUAACAUCCACCUUAAUCAACCGGGAUCCGGUAUCUGAUCUCGAGAUCAAAGCCGACCUUCAAACAGAUGGUGAAUCCGUUUCCCUUUCAUUUCGGAAGAACAUACAAGGAAUCACACAACGUCUAGGAACCAUCACGCUAGAAGAAAAUGAGAAAACCGAGAUCUCUCCAUUUGAUUGGUGUGUCUCAGCCAUCGGAGCUCGGGAAAAGGUUCAAGAGAAUCUCGUCACCACCAUUGCUAAGGUCCAAACUGCUGAGGAUUCGCUCAAGGAGCUCAAAGACCAGUUAAAUGAACUUAUCAAGAUAAAGGAAGAAGAUGAGACAGAGCUUCUCGAGAAGUUCCGAGACCUCUUGAAUGAGAAAAAGGUCAAGAUUCGGCAACAGCAGCGCCUACUGGCGUCUGCAAGUGUCGACCCUGACAAGCUCGCUAACAUUGGUGGCGGUCGGAAGAAUGAAAAGCAUGUAGCUCAAGUGUCCCGUGCUUCAAAACGGAAAAUCAAAGAAGAACCGGAAAGCAGCGAUGCUGAAUUUGAAAAGAUGGAUGUCGAGGAGGAUAACGAUGAUGGUAGCGCACAGCUAGAUAUUGAGGAAGAUCACGGGGAUACCACAGCGGAUGAAACUGCGAGUGGGACGGGCACAGAUGACGAGCCAGCACCUCCACCAGCCAGGUCCAGAAGGACCCAAGCCGCAGUGCCAAAACGAAAUGCUCGAGCGUCCACAUCAGCAAAGGCAACCCACAAAUUAAGUAGUUCAGGAGAGGACAGCGAAGAACCUCCACCACGACGAGUCUUACCAUUCAUGAAGAGCAAGCAGCCUGCAGCCCCAGUACGGAAACCAGCCGACGAUGAUGAAACCGAAUCUGAAGAAGAGCUAUGAUUACCUAAUGUUAGAUACAUGCCGCAAGGACAAUGAGAGAACGCGUUCACGAUGCAGAUGGACGGGACAGUAUUUUUGGUGGCCUAAGAAGCCUUAGCUAUAUUUGUGCUAAUAUUGUGUGAUGAGCAGAUCUAUGUGACCAAGCCAGGUAGCAAUUCCAGCCCGCUGGACCUAAUGC
Annulohypoxylon maeteangense is the source of this 1560-nucleotide messenger RNA. RefSeq lists its product as uncharacterized. The transcript is spliced from 3 exons. Lineage: Eukaryota; Fungi; Ascomycota; Sordariomycetes; Xylariales; Hypoxylaceae. Gene Ontology annotation, biological process: DNA recombination; double-strand break repair. Bases 294 to 1382 code for a protein of 362 amino acids. Gene Ontology annotation, cellular component: nucleus. Gene Ontology annotation, molecular function: DNA binding. The record is from RefSeq and is a predicted model, not a curated record.